This is a messenger RNA of Sinocyclocheilus rhinocerous, 812 nucleotides long. It is a transcript of the gene eef1b2, whose product is annotated as eukaryotic translation elongation factor 1 beta 2. Gene Ontology annotation, biological process: translational elongation. Gene Ontology annotation, molecular function: translation elongation factor activity; guanyl-nucleotide exchange factor activity. The transcript is spliced from 6 exons. The record is from RefSeq and is a predicted model, not a curated record. NCBI's taxonomy places the organism in Eukaryota, Metazoa, Chordata, Actinopteri, Cypriniformes, Cyprinidae. Gene Ontology annotation, cellular component: cytosol; eukaryotic translation elongation factor 1 complex. The coding region runs from base 88 to 765 and encodes 225 amino acids.
UCUCGCGUUCUUUUCUCGUUCCUUCGCUCUUCCUCCAAGUUCAGGGUUCCACGUUUGUACACGAGGUCUCACCGGUAACUUCUAACAAUGGGAUUUGGUGAUCUCAAAACACCCGCUGGACUCAAGGUUCUGAAUGAGUUUCUGGCAGACAAAAGUUACGUCGAGGGGUAUGUGCCCUCUCAGGCUGAUAUUGCAGUGUUCGAUGCUCUGUCUGGCACCCCCUCAGCUGACCUCUGCCAUGCUUUGCGGUGGUACAACCACAUCAAGUCUUACCAGAAGGAGAAGGGCAGUCUUCCAGGUGUGAAGAAGCCUCUCAGUCAGUACGGCCCUGCUGGUGUGGAGGACACAACUGCAGCAGCUCCUGCAGCGGCUGAUGAAGACGACGAUGACAUUGAUCUGUUUGGUUCUGAUGAGGAAGAGGAUGAGGAAACCAAAAAGAUCAAGGAGGAGAGGCUUGCAGCAUACAAUGCAAAGAAGGCAAAGAAGCCUGCACUUAUCGCCAAGUCUUCCAUCCUGUUGGAUGUCAAGCCCUGGGAUGAUGAAACUGACAUGGCCAAGCUUGAGGAGUGUGUGCGCAGCAUUCAGUUGGACGGUUUAGUCUGGGGACAAUCUAAGCUGUUGCCUGUCGGCUAUGGCAUCAAGAAGCUGCAGGUUGCCUGUGUUGUGGAAGAUGAUAAAGUUGGAACAGACCAGCUGGAGGAACUGAUCACAGCCUUUGAGGACUAUGUGCAGUCCAUGGAUGUGGCAGCCUUCAAUAAGAUCUGAAACCCCACAGUACAAAGCAUCAAUCAAAUAAAAGCACUUCAAAUGCA